This is a messenger RNA of Drosophila biarmipes, 2404 nucleotides long. RefSeq lists its product as uncharacterized. Bases 174 to 2246 code for a protein of 690 amino acids. NCBI's taxonomy places the organism in Eukaryota, Metazoa, Arthropoda, Insecta, Diptera, Drosophilidae. The record is from RefSeq and is a predicted model, not a curated record. The transcript has a single exon.
UCAGUAUAUUAUCAUGUGUUCCACAGACAACACCUAAAUUUUAAAAUAUAAGCCUGUUUUAUUUUGGUUCUCACAUUAUACUUAAAGAUAUUUAAAGGUUAAAAAGGUUAAAAAAUUGGACUCGAAUCGAGAAAAAAAACUAUAAGCUAAGAAGAGAUUACAUAUUUAUCACAAUGAUGGGCAGACAGGAUGCGCAAAGCCGAGGAUCCAGGAGAUCCUCGGGAGGUCAGAGCUCACAGGGGCCACCCGUCUGCCAGGAACCCGACCUGCCGAACACCUACGUGCAGGAGCAGCCCACCAUGUACCAGUGGAUGCGGUGGAGCAACUGCAAGACCCACAAGCCCCACCUGCAGGAGACUUACCCCACCAUUCUGCCGCCGAUCUCCAGGUGCGACGAUGCCAAGACCUUGGGGUACAUAGAAGACGCCUUGCUGGCGAACAAAUGCAACCGACUCAACGAACACAGGGAGGAUGUGCUGACCGUGUGGAACUACAGUCCCCAGAAGGAGACACUGGCUUGGUAUGGCGUCGGAUCCGAGUACCACACUCCGCAGGCUGCCUUCUUCGACAGAGCCCUGCAGAAGAGCCUUAAGGCGGCCAGUCUGCUGCCCAAGCCGCCGAAGAAGUCAAACAUAAAACCGAAGUGGCAGAUUAAGCCAAAAACCCCAGAACCCGGGGCUUACAUCCUGAAUAGAAGGUGUCUGAAGGCCAAGCUGGACAAGAUGCCCAACGUUAGGCGCCAGCUGAAGCCGAGCAACGCCUUCUCCUGGCUUCACUGCCCACAGCCAGCGGAUCCGGAGCAUCCGUUCGAGGACAACGCCGAUUUCCCAGAGAUCAGCAGGGAGCAGGCGAUGGACAUGGCCAAACCGGAGAAGCCUCCGAAGCACGGUUUGAGACGUAAGCACUGGUACUGCCCCCCGAAGUGCGGCGAAGCUGAGAAUAAGUGCACCGACUACGAGUGGGCCAAGUACAAGUUGGACUCGAGACCCUAUGACGAGGCCUUCCAGCGGGAGAUGGAUGCCCGACAUGCGGCCAAACCAGCUGAGCCACGCAACUACGAGGAGCUGUACAAGUCUCUGGUGACCUGCUUCGUUCAGGAUCCGAACGGAAAGGAUGAUCUAUGCGAGGCGCUGGAGAAGUGCUGUAAGGAUCCCACGGAUCCGCCAUCCCAGGGAUGCGGCGAAUUCCUUCCGGAAGGCCCCGGAGGUGACGGUGAGUCGGGAGAUAAAGAUAAGGACAAAGACAAGGACAAAAAAAAGAACACGGAGGAUAAAGACAAAGACAAAGAGAACGAUAAGGACAAAAAGAACAAGGGUGAUGGUGACAAAGACGGUGGUAAAGGAAAAGGGGAUAGGGAUGGCGAUAAAGGGGAUGGUGGGAAAGUGGAGGGCGACAAUGGGGGCGGCGACAAGGGGGAUCUUGAUAAGGGCGAAGGGGACAAGGACGGUAAGAAAGAUGGGGGGAAAAAGAAAAAGGAGAAUGAGAGCGGGACUGAAAAGAAAGAGGAAAAAGAAAAUGAAAAGAAGAAUGUGGAUAAGGAGAAGGACAAAGACAAGGACAAAGGUAAAGGCAGGGGCAAGGACAAGAAGACGGAAGACUCGGACUUCAGGUCCUCCGAAGACGAACGUCCUGGAGUUCCCCGAAGUACCGAUACCGUUCCCCCGAGCCAAGAAUCGCCCACUGGCGAAGGGGUUGGCCCUGAUUUGGUGGACACCGAUAAGGACAGCGAAAAGGAUAAAGGCAAGGAUAAAGACAAAAAGGAUAAGGACCAGGGCAAGGAUAAAGGCAAAAAGGAUAAGGGCAAAGGGAAAAAGAAAAGGCCAAAGAAGCCAAAGAAGGAUAAGGACAACAAGGGGGAUGGUGGGGCGAUCAAGGACUGUCCCUGCGAGAUCUGCUGUCCGCCGAAGGAGGAGGACACCCCGCUGAUCAAGGAGAUGCGGCGGCGGGAUCGGGAGCGCCAGGUGCGGGACUACCUCCGCCAGAUGCGCCACCGGCAGUACAUGGAGUGCAAGGACCCGAACUACCCGGCCCGCCAGCACAAGUGCGACCCCAUCCAGUGCAACUGCCAGUUCUGCAGCAACCCCAGGAUGCAGUCCCAUUUCGCCAGGGUCCAGGCCGUGCAGCAAUUGCAGCGUCUCCUGCAGCGAAGGAAUCAGCGGGACGAUGGCCAAAUAUGCAGUCAUCUGGAAGAGCUUCUAUCGCGGCUGUGCAACCGCAUGACCCGGAGUGAUAGCCUUUGCGUGUGACCGUGUCCCCGCCUCGUCUGUGUUGUGGUGACGUUUCAUGGGUCCAAGUCUGUAUUUGUAACUGGUGCCUGGAGUUGUGCAUUCGUGUUAGCCAUGUCUUGCGCUGCCUUGAAGCGAUCUAAUUUGUGUCCUUUAAAUAAACUCGGAUCUCUAGCUGA